AUAACAUCGACACCAGAAGCAAGCACCGUAUUCCACACCCUGCGCGUCACUAGCAUGUCCACGGCGACUAGGAACACCACCCUGACGUCAGCCCCUUCCACGAGCCCGACAAACUCGGAGACCGGCAUCAGAAGCCCCGAUGCUGUCGAUGAGCCCUGGAGGCGGUGGCUGGCGGGACGCGAGGCUCUCACGCAGCUUGCAGAUGGCUCGCCGAGCUCCGCGCCGCUGGCAUACCCAUCCGAUGCCCCAAACUACGUCUCCGAGUGCUGGUCCGCCUUCCCCAACAUCACUGCUGCUUCGUCCGCGCCAUUCGCCAACACGACCUUCCACCUCCUCGCCAACUCCACCGCCAGCCUGUUCCAAAACAGCACUAUGACGGCCACAGCGGCACCGAUGAACAAAACCUCCGCGCCGUUCCUCAACACAACCGCACCGCGCUUCCGCAACGCCACCACCACAACCGCCCGCUUCUGGAACACGACCGCACCCACCCUAAACGCCACGACGGCGCGGUUCUGGAACACAACGGCCGGGCCUCGGUUCCGCAACACCUCCACCCCGACCACCACUCCCUCCUCUACAGCGACCGUCGACCAGACCUGCGGCGAGACGGCCGCGGCCUUUGGCCUGUCUGCGUCGCAGCCCGGCGGUUUCAUCGACGGCUGGCGCCUGCGGCAGUCGGGCAGCUCCGUCGUGCUCGUGUCGGGGCCGUCGCGCGCCUCGCUCUUCUCCGUCGGCGCGUCCGGCCGCCUGUGCGCCGUGGGGCGCGCAGGCGCCGUCGGCAACGCCGCCGUCGCUGUCGUCGAGUCGCGGCGGGAAGCCGCCAGCCCGCUGUGGUUCGUCGACGGCGCGCUAGUCGCCAACCUCACGGAGCUGGGGUACGCCGAGCUGCGGUGCGCCGACCCGGCGGCGGGCUCGCUCGAGUGCGCGGCGGGCGAGGUCAUGCGCGCCUGGAUGGGUUGCGGGCUGCAGGUCACCAUCGGGAGCGGCGGCGAGGCCGAUUACGAGGGCAUCGAGUGCGAGGGCGUCGAGCUGCUCGUGUCGGGUGGCAAUGGCACUCGAGGCGGCGGCGGCGGGGAGAACGGUACUGUUGCUCGGGGGCCUGCUUUGUUGCCGACGGCAUCCCUGAGUGCCGGUGGUAGCUCAUCAAGGGGCUCUGUGACUUCAACGAGCCCGAACUUUGCAGAUGUCAGGCGGCGGCAGCAGAGCUGGGGUUUCCUCUUGGGGCCCCUUUUUGGAUUCGAGAGCGAAGGCGAGGAUUUAUGA
Molecule: messenger RNA, 1266 nt
Organism: Gaeumannomyces tritici R3-111a-1
Lineage: Eukaryota; Fungi; Ascomycota; Sordariomycetes; Magnaporthales; Magnaporthaceae
Exons: 2
Coding region: 55-1266 (403 amino acids)
Source: RefSeq, a predicted model, not a curated record